AUGCCCGAUCGCGCCAAUGUGAUCGUCAUUCACCCGGAUCUGGGCAUCGGCGGCGCCGAGCGCCUGAUCAUCGACGCCGCCCUGGCCCUGCAGAGCCGCGGCCACCGCGUCACCAUCUACACCUCCCACCGCGACAAGACACAUUGCUUCGAAGAGGCGCGCGAUGGAACGCUGGACGUCCGCGUGCGCGGAAACACCAUCUUUCCUGCUCACAUCUGCGGCCGACUUCAUAUUCUUAUGGCUGCACUGCGGCAGCUGCAUUUGACAUGGUCGUUGUUGAACGAGCUUAGAUCGCGCGGGAGGACAGAUUUCCCCGCAGCAAAAAAUGAUAAGAAUAAUGACGAGGUGGAGGGUGAGGAUCGAGACGACGUGUUUCUUGUCGACCAGCUCCCCGCCUGCGUACCCGUCCUCAAAGCCUUCGGUCAACCACGGCCAUCCCGCCGCCAGCGCAUCCUCUUCUACUGCCACUUCCCGGACCAAUUGCUCGCGCGACGAGAUGAGAAGAGCUCACUUCUUCGUCUGGUGAAGCUAAUAUAUCGCAUUCCGUUUGACUGGUUCGAGGGAUGGGCGCUGAGCGCGUCGGAUCGGGUCGUUGCCAACUCCAAGUUCUCACGCGGAGUUGUGCGCCAAGUUUUUGGCACGGAGAAGCUGGGCGAUGUCGAGGUUGUCUACCCAUGUGUUCCCAUGGAGUCCACUGCCAAACCGGCCAAGAUGAAAACGAAAGAGAAGCCACUCUGGGGCGGCAAGAAGAUUUUGCUAAGCAUUAAUCGUUUUGAGCGGAAGAAAGAUAUGGCGUUGGCUAUUCGCGCGUACCAUGGGCUGGAGGCGGAGAAGAGGAAAGGGACGCGGCUGGUAAUUGCUGGUAAAUUUUUGUCCGUCCAUUUAGUUGCCGUCUUUUCUAAUUGGUUUGACAUAGGCGGUUACGAUAAUCGCGUCCAAGAAAACGUCCAAUAUCACCAAGAACUAGACGACCUCGCUUCCGGCCUCGGCUUGCAAACAGCUACCUCGAAGACGGUUAUUUCCGCUUUAUCUAUCCCCGACUCCAUUGAUGUUCUCUUCCUACUCUCUGUGCCGACCGCAUUCAAAGAUACUCUGCUAGCGCAAUCUAAACUCCUUCUUUAUACCCCGAUCAACGAGCACUUCGGCAUCGUACCUGUCGAAGCGAUGCAAGCCGGACUUCCGGUCCUAGCGUCCAACACCGGCGGUCCGCUGGAGACAAUCGUCGAGGGCGAAACGGGCUGGCUCCGGGACGCGCAUGCGGUCGAUGAGUGGACAGCCGUCAUGGACAAAGUUCUCUAUGGGAUGACGCCAGAGGAGGUUGACAAGAUGGCUGCUGCCGGCAAGACGCGAGCACAGCAGGAGUUCUCAUUUACGGCCAUGGGUGAUCGUCUAGAAGACGAGAUAUCGACCAUGCUCUCAGCGGAGAGGCGUCCAUUCAAUGGAUGGCAGUGGGUUGUGGACAUUAUUGCGCUGAUCUUUGGGGGUAUCUUUGCCAUCGCAAUUGUAGUGGUGCUAAAAUCGAGUGGAUAG
Molecule: messenger RNA, 1530 nt
Organism: Penicillium lagena
Lineage: Eukaryota; Fungi; Ascomycota; Eurotiomycetes; Eurotiales; Aspergillaceae
Product: GDP-Man:Man(1)GlcNAc(2)-PP-dolichol alpha-1,3-mannosyltransferase
Exons: 1
Coding region: 1-1530 (509 amino acids)
Molecular function (GO): GDP-Man:Man(1)GlcNAc(2)-PP-Dol alpha-1,3-mannosyltransferase activity; alpha-1,3-mannosyltransferase activity
Source: RefSeq, a predicted model, not a curated record